AUGUCAAGCCGAUUUUCUCUCAAAUUAGACUUGACACUCCAAAUGGAAGAUAUGGCAAAUGCUGACGACGAUGUUGAAAGGGUUUCAGACGAGGUGGCAAUGGCAACGGCUGUUCGGGGCAGAGUUUUGGAAGAUGGGGAUGUUGCAGGUAAAACUAUGAAUCCAUACACCUGCAGCAUUCCUAUGGAGAUUCACACAAGUAACGCUGGUGAAAGUGCGGAAGAAGAGCACAAUGAGGAAGAUGACGCAUUCCUCAAUAUGCGACUUGGAAGACAAAAUGAAGCUGAGCUUUCAGUAGAUAAGGAGUAAAUGUUGGCGAGCCGAAAAUAUGGAACCAGUAUAUGUG
This is a messenger RNA of Dicrocoelium dendriticum, 346 nucleotides long. NCBI's taxonomy places the organism in Eukaryota, Metazoa, Platyhelminthes, Trematoda, Plagiorchiida, Dicrocoeliidae. The record is from the annotation of a GenBank genome assembly.